GAUGAAAAGAAAAUGGCUGCCGGGUUUAACUGGUUUCUUGUACUGAGCUCUGUGUUUCUGUGCAACCUCGUCAAAACAUUCCUGCCAUCCAUUUCUUCAUUUUUGUCAAAGAUCUUCCAUAAAGAUGCAGAUCAGGAGAUGGAGAUGAGGACUGAGAUCCAGAACAUGAAGAUGGAACUGUCAACCAUCAGCAUGAUGGACGAGUUUGCCAGAUAUGCUAGACUGGAACGCAAGAUCAACAAGAUGACUGAUCAACUCAAAACUCUUGUUAAAUCCAGAACAGCACAGCAAGCAAAAAUGAAGUGGAUUGUAAAUAUAGCAUUUUACAUUCUUCAGGCGGCCCUCAUGAUCUCGCUCAUACUGAAGUAUUAUGCAGACCCUGUCACAGUAGUGCCCAGUAAAUGGAUCGCUCCAUUAGAGAGACUAGUCGCCUUUCCUUCUGGAGUUGCAGGUGGUGUUGGAAUCACAUGCUGGCUUGUUGUAUGUAACAAAGUGGUGGCCCUCAUUCUACAAGCUGUCAGUUAAGCGACAGUGUCAACAUAAAUGCACCAUGCCUGAUUUUCCAUACAACAACAUAUGCUCAUGAAUGGCCUAAACUCAGUGAGUUGUUUUAAAAGGAAAAAGAAAAAGUCAUUUACUGUUCCGUUCAAUGGUUCAUGUCUUGUGUUUUUAGUCUUCAGUUGUUGAUUAAUGGCAUUUAAAUGUCAUAAUUCACUAGCUAACUAAAGUAAAUAUAAACAGUGCAUUCCUAACAAAUCACAGAGUAGUGAUUGAGUCUUUAUAAUGUCAUUUUAUUUUUGUGACCAGCAAAACGUUUUGUUUUUAUUUAUUAAUUGUACCAUAAAUGUGUAUUUGGGGUUGUUUUGGUGUUCCAGAGUUUUUUGUCAGUGUUAUAAAUCUAUUUAUUGAUUUUGUUUUUUGAAGAACGAUGUCCUUACAUCAAUAAAUAUGUGAAUGAAAAAU
Messenger RNA from Danio rerio (zebrafish), 963 nucleotides. RefSeq names its product guided entry of tail-anchored proteins factor 1 (gene get1). Gene Ontology annotation, cellular component: endoplasmic reticulum membrane. Lineage: Eukaryota; Metazoa; Chordata; Actinopteri; Cypriniformes; Danionidae. The record is from RefSeq and is marked provisional. Gene Ontology annotation, biological process: tail-anchored membrane protein insertion into ER membrane; establishment of protein localization to membrane.